Molecule: messenger RNA, 3057 nt
Organism: Periophthalmus magnuspinnatus
Lineage: Eukaryota; Metazoa; Chordata; Actinopteri; Gobiiformes; Gobiidae
Gene: shq1
Product: SHQ1, H/ACA ribonucleoprotein assembly factor
Exons: 12
Coding region: 260-2074 (604 amino acids)
Biological process (GO): box H/ACA snoRNP assembly
Cellular component (GO): cytoplasm; nucleoplasm
Source: RefSeq, a predicted model, not a curated record
GUUUGUACUUUAUGGUAAAACAUGGCCGCUGCAUCACAGACACGAGCCUGCACUUUUUACUCACUCGUCUGUUUGUUUUCACAGUCUGUUUGUUUGGCGUGUGCUUAUUUCCAUCGGUACGGGUUCUCCUACAUUUCCGGUGUUUAAUGAUCAGAUUUUUUUUGUCGUAAGUGCUGUAACAAAAGCCAAUAGAGGUUUGUUGUCGGUGCUGUUAGCUAAAUGCUGUUAGCAUGGUGCUGUUAGCAUGAUGCUACAGUAAAUGUCAACAUCUCACACGAGGAACUGCACAGAGCCAGAGGUUUGUCAUACUUCAUUCAUAAUGUUAACUCCAGCUUUUGAGCUGAGCCAGGAUCCUGAAUACCUCACCCUCAGCAUCCGUGUACCCUAUACCCGGACUUCAGAGUUUGACCUCUACAUUGAUGGAAAUGAUUUCAAAUUCUUUGCUAAACCAUAUUUUCUGAGGCUUACUCUCCCAGGAAGAAUUGUGGAGGAUGGACGAGAAAAGGCCAUAUUCAACAUUGACAAAGGGCUCUUCACUCUUCGGGUUCCAAAGGAAACAGCCGGAGAACAUUUUGAAGGUCUUGAUUUGCUGACAAGCCUACUGGCCCCAAAAGGCUCCAAAUCAGCAAAGCCACUGAUAGAGGAAGUUACUGCUUGUGCAGAAGGUGAAGAUGUGGAAGAUGAAGAAGAGGAAAAAGAGUUUGACUGGCAAACUGAGCAGCUGGUUUACCAGGAGACGCCGGAAGAGCAACUGACACAAAUGCACAAAUAUGGUUUUGGCAAUCAGAGAACUGGGGUGUUCGCUAGACUACAGGAAGAACUGGCUGAUGUGAUUGAUGUUAAGAACCCAGAAGGCACCACAGCCACAGAGAGGAGACGGGCCCGGCAGGAAGCAGAGACUUUGGCGUUCUCUCCAGACCAUUACCUAGCUGAUUUAUUUGAGGACAAUGAAAUAAAAGGGCUAUUAAACUACAAACCAUGGUGGACAAAGCUGAAGUGUCCCUCGGACCAAGGAGGAGACGCUGGUGUGUUAUUUACAGAAGAGGAGAAGGAGCAGUUGAGGAGAUUCACCAAUCGUUCCUACCUGCAUGACAAAACCACCCGUGGCCAAGUGUGGCUGAGCCUGGUGGACAUUCUGCUGGCUUACAGCUAUGAAGUGCGCUCCACCGAAGGCGAGCACAAUGUGGAGUCACCUUGGACUGUCCGAAAACUCAGUGGAACUCUGAGUUGGCUUGAGGCCUACAGUUCCUUGCAGGAUGCCCUGGUAUCAUUUGGCAGAAGAGCUUUGUGCUUCCCACUUUACAGACAUUUUGACAUGGUUUCCGCUGCCAUCCAUGACACAGCCAAGAUUCUUCAGUUUGGGAAAAGCUGUGUCCUCAAAUGCCUGCUCGAUAUCCACAGAGUGUUCAGAGAGAACGAGCCAGCCUACAUACUGAACGACCUGUACAUCACAGACUACUGCAUCUGGAUCCAGAGGGUCAAGUCCAAGAAGGUGACCGCCCUCGCCACUGCAUUACAAAAGGUAUCCCUGGAGAAAAAGGACUUGGGGCUUGAGCUUGAGGAGCUGGAGAAAGCUGCGUUUCUGGUGCAAGAAGAGGAGAAUUCAGCUGUGGUAUCCCACGGCAACAGCAGCAGCACUUCCAGUGACAGCAGUGGGUCGUCUGAGAGCGAGGAGUCUGAAAGCGAAGGGCUAGACUGCGCAGACACACAUGAGGAGAGAGGAGGAAGAGGAGGAGGAGGAGGAGGAGAGCUACGUCAGCACAGCCCCCCUUUCUCCAACUCCACCAGCUGCACCAUCCCCCGGGGGAGCUUUAACACUCCUUUGACAGCCAACAAGGAAACUGGUGCCCAGCACACACUUGCACACGGCUCCCGGCAGCUAAUUCAGGAGCUGGAGGAGCUGAGAAUCACAGUGGAGACACGUUCUAGCCACAGCAAACAGGAUGCCAUCCCAAAUACCAAGAGUGCUGCUUCAGAAAAGACUGGGAAUGAUGGGAAUUUCCUUGAAGUAAAUCCACGCAAGAAUCCUCUGUAUAUCGUCCAGGACAACUGUGAAGAAAGUGACUGUCAGUAAAACGUGUUUGAGGAUAUGGAUUUUUGAAAGAAUAUGUAAGUUGUGUUGGAGUACUGUAUAUUUCCUAACAAAACUUUUUUAUUUACAAUUGCCUUUUACAUCCUGAGGUAAAAAUUCAUAAAUAUGGAUUAUUUUUCUUUACUGAACCACCAGGCUUGGAGCCAACAAUGCCAUAUAAUGUAAUGCCAACAAUGGCAUUACAUUAUAUAAUCAUAAUCAUUUAAUAAAUAUUUUUUUGCCGUUUUGCAAAUGUAUUGUUUCAGCUUUUAUUGUAAUUAUAUUUGUUACCAUUAGUCAGUUUGUAUCUUGCCUAAUGUCUACAUCUUCAACAUAAAUAUUCAUAAUUUCUUGUCUUAUUUGAGUUGGCAUAAAUUAUUCUUUGACACCACAUUAUGUCUGUAUCAGUCUAAUCCUAUGCACACUACUGGAGAAUCACUAAUGAGUGUCAGUAAGGAACAGUUGUAAUCUCUUUAUAUACUCAUGUUAGUGUCAGACAAUCAAUGCGGUAAUGGUUUUCCCAGAAGUUGACAAAACAUUUGCCUUUGUCAUUCAUCUGAAGUGUCUGGCAGAGCUACUUGGAGAGGAGCAUUUUUUCUCCUAUUAAACGAAAGAAAAGCACUUCCUUAAAGCUGCAGCGUGAUUGAAGUGGAAAAGACCGCGCGCUCAGAGAGAUUGAUUCGUUUGACAUGAAUAGAGGAGGAGCCGCCGACACACCGCUCAAUAUCAUCGGCCGCGACUAAGAAGCCAAGAGAGAGAAGAGGAAGAGAGAGGGAACAGGGAAGCACAUGUCAGGCAGACGGAUGAGGAGUGCGCGUGGGGCUGUUUGUUUGAGAGAUAAAGGCACCCUAGGGCUCCAGACUGCAAACCUCACAUCCAGUCUAGCGCAUGGCCAUAGCAGACAAAUCGACUCUAUAGCUUACUUUGCCUCUGAGAUGUCCACUUGUCUUAUCACCACUGGCCACCUUUUUAUUCCUGCCUUGUUC